AUGCAACUCUUAUCUUGGUUCUAUCAAAGACUAGAGCUUGCACGGGCAAGCCUGCCAGAGGCCUUAAGGGUCACACUUAUCCACAAGAGCUUCAAUUUUAGUACUCAGCAAGACAAUAGGGUUCACAUAUUUUUAGCACAACUAAAGGUCAUGUGCUCCAUCUUGUUUGCUCCCAAGGGCUCCAAUUAUUCCAAAUUGGUGCAUCAAGAUCAAAAUAUGGUAGCUCCUAGUAGUGCUCACAAAUUACCAGCACAAUUGGCACAAUUGAUGGCCACAUGCUCCAUCUGUUCACAAAAGUCUAAACAAAUCCAUUUAUUCCAAAUGCCUCCAUUUUUACCAAGGCACAUAUUUGCAACUGAGUUGUCCGAUCAAGGUAUCAAUUCACGUUGGUCAAUGUAUUACCAAAUUGUAAGUUCUACAAGUGAAAUCCUAUGGAUGCAUAGGAAGGAUGACAUUAAUUCCAUUUCACGUUGUACUGUACUAGGCGUGCUAUUAAUUAACUAA
Molecule: messenger RNA, 504 nt
Organism: Melampsora larici-populina 98AG31
Lineage: Eukaryota; Fungi; Basidiomycota; Pucciniomycetes; Pucciniales; Melampsoraceae
Exons: 2
Coding region: 1-504 (167 amino acids)
Source: RefSeq, a predicted model, not a curated record